CCCUUCCCGCCUUUCUCCUGCGUAAACCGUCUUAGUAAAGGUGUGUUCUGGAGUUUGAUUCAAUUGCAGUGUCGUUUUUCUUAUCUCGCCGCCAUGUCCAAACUUGCGCCGAGCCUGAAGGCUCUCAUAAACGCAGCGCACGCGCGUCCGGGUCCAAUUCCAGCUCCACGAAACAUACAAGAUGUAUACAAGAAAAUUGAAAGAGAAGCUUCUGCACAUAAUCUAGGCCGUCCAACAUGGCUCGCUCUCACAACAGCGGCGACGAUGACGAUGAAUUCUCCAGAGUCAAUGACCGCGCUAUACCAAUCUGCGAGCGCGUCAAAGCCUGAGAGCGAGAGUGUCGCAGUAGCAGAAACCAUGCGGGAAGUAGGCUUGAAGUGCAUUGGCUUCAAUGGUGUGCCCCGUACCAUAAACAUGCUCAACGCAUUCCGCGCAGACCUUCCUUCGUCCGUCGUAUCAUCGCUCAGUACCACACCCUCACGAUUGCCCACCACUUCCAACGUCGAUUCGAUUAAUAAUCGCGGCCGCGCAUUGUGGGACUCCAUCUACAGACCGCUCGAGAAGAAGUUAGAAAACAAGCUUGCAGAUGCGCAUCCUGAUCUGCCAGUCUUUAUCAUAAGUAGCGAAUACGGCGCUUUAUUCACAGACCCUCCCCGAUCGAGCGGUGCAAACAUUGGUCGGAUAUCUACAAGUCUAGUCGCAAUUGCUUGCUUGCGCGCGCAACAAGGUGUCGGACCACAAGUUCUCAGCCAUGUCUUUGGUCUGAGAAAAGCGUGGGAUGAUGGAACGUGGAAGUCUGAGCCCGAGGCAGGAGAUGAGGCCGCGAUAAGAUGGCUAGUCAGCGAUGAAGGUUGUACGUGGACGCUUGAGAAAGUCGACGAAGUUGUGGAGGCCUUAGGUGGCGGCCAAGGCUCUACGUUUGCGCCCUUCAAGGCGAAGUUAUGAUU
Messenger RNA from Periconia digitata, 947 nucleotides. Lineage: Eukaryota; Fungi; Ascomycota; Dothideomycetes; Pleosporales; Periconiaceae. The record is from the annotation of a GenBank genome assembly.